Messenger RNA from Rhinichthys klamathensis goyatoka, 1077 nucleotides. RefSeq names its product enoyl CoA hydratase domain containing 3 (gene echdc3). Gene Ontology annotation, molecular function: hydro-lyase activity. The record is from RefSeq and is a predicted model, not a curated record. Gene Ontology annotation, cellular component: mitochondrion. The transcript is spliced from 5 exons. Bases 77 to 961 code for a protein of 294 amino acids. NCBI's taxonomy places the organism in Eukaryota, Metazoa, Chordata, Actinopteri, Cypriniformes, Leuciscidae.
CAGCUGAAAUGCACUUCCGGUGUUGUCACUGUCUACACUACCCCGUGCUUAUUUACUUUCUCUGCAGUGAUUAAAUAUGAUUGUAAGCGGAUUUUACAAAGCGUCAAACCUUCUGAAGUCCAGCGGGGAGGUUUGGAGGAUCUGGAUGAGGAAGAUGAGCGCCGAUUCUUCCUCUCUGACCGUGACAAAACAGCAGGAUGGAAUCAGGAGGAUUAUCCUGAACAACCCCAGGAAGAGGAACGCUCUGUCUCUGUCUAUGCUGGAGUCUCUGAGAGAAAACCUCCUGACAGACUCACACACACCAGACCUGCGCGUCAUCAUCAUAUCAGCGCGGGGUCCUGUGUUUUCCUCGGGUCAUGACCUUAAGGAGUUGACCUCUGCCCGGGGUCGCGAGCAUCACAUCAGGGUGUUCCAGACCUGCUCAGAGGUCAUGACCCUGAUUCAGGACCUCCCGGUGCCGGUCAUCGCUAUGGUGAACGGUGUUGCCACGGCGGCGGGUUGCCAGUUAGUGGCCAGCUGUGAUAUUGCUGUGGCCACAGAUAAAUCCACUUUCGCCACUCCUGGCGUCAGCGUCGGGCUGUUCUGCUCCACGCCGGCGGUGGCCAUCGGGCGAGCGCUGCCCAGAAAGGUGGUCAUGGAGAUGUUGCUGACGGGCCGCCCCAUCUCGGCUCAGGACGCUCUUCUUCACGGGCUGCUCAGUAAAGUGGUGUGUGAGGAGCAGUUGGAGGAGCAGACGCUGGCCAUCGCCAGGCGUGUGUGUGAGAGCAGCCGGCCCGUGGUGGCUCUCGGGAAGAGUGUGUUUCACAGACAGAUGUCCUUGGGCCGGGACGAGGCGUACGCUUGUGCGUCUGCUGCCAUGGUGGAGAACCUGGCGCUGUGGGACGGGCAGGAGGGCGUCAGGGCGUUCCUGGAGAAGCGCAGGCCUGUGUGGAGCAACACUGAUGAGGAAGCACACAUGUGACCCCACAAACACAACAAAACAAUCAAGACCUACUCACAAACUUUUUAAUUGAACGUUUAUUCGCACACAAGCUCUUGCUUCUUCAAAUGUAAUGUCUUAAUAAAGGGAAUAGUUCA